GCCGCCGCCGCAGCGGCCGCCGCGGGCGACCAGUACCCGCGCUACGGGUACGCCGCCGCCGGGUACCCGCUGGCGGCGGCGCAGCACCACCACCACGGGCCCGCCAAGGAUAUGGUCAAGCCGCCCUACUCGUACAUCGCGCUCAUCGCCAUGGCCAUCCAAAACGCGCCCGAGAAGCGCAUCACGCUCAACGGCAUCUACCAGUUCAUUAUGGAGCGCUUCCCGUACUACCGCGAGAACAAGCAGGGCUGGCAGAACUCGAUCCGGCACAACCUCAGCCUGAACGAGUGCUUCGUCAAGGUGCCGCGCGACGACAAGAAGCCGGGCAAGGGCAGCUACUGGACUCUCGACCCGGAUUCGUACAACAUGUUCGACAACGGAUCGUACCUGCGCCGGCGGCGGCGCUUCAAGAAGAAGGACGCGCUCAAGGAGAAGGAGGAGGCGCUGAAGCGACAGCAGGAGCAGCAGCAGCAGCAGCAAGGGGCGGCAGCGGCGGCGCAGCAGAAGGCGGCCCUGGCCGAGCCGCACAAGCUCAAGACGGAGUGCGUGGUCGCCAAGGCGCCCAAGCGCGAGCCGCUCGAGCUGAGCACGUGCAAGUACCCCGACGUGAAGCCCGCCGUGCUCGAGCAGCAGCAACAGCAGCAGCAGCACGAGGCGGCCGCCUUCAGCGUGGACAGCCUGAUGACGGCCGGCAGCGUGGCCGGCAGCGCCGCCAUGUACCCGUACCACCACCACCACCACCACCACCACCACCAGUACCACGCGCAGCCGCCGCCGCCCGUCACGGUGGCGGCGGCCGACCACCACGAUCAGUUCCGCACGCCGUGGUACGGCUCCCCGGACGCGGAGGCGGUCGCCGUGGCGGCG
Molecule: messenger RNA, 867 nt
Organism: Schistocerca piceifrons (Central American locust)
Lineage: Eukaryota; Metazoa; Arthropoda; Insecta; Orthoptera; Acrididae
Product: fork head domain-containing protein crocodile-like
Exons: 1
Biological process (GO): anatomical structure morphogenesis; cell differentiation; regulation of transcription by RNA polymerase II
Molecular function (GO): RNA polymerase II cis-regulatory region sequence-specific DNA binding; DNA-binding transcription factor activity, RNA polymerase II-specific
Source: RefSeq, a predicted model, not a curated record